GUCUUUGGAAACAUUGCUCUGGAUGACGACAGCGCCAUUAAUCGUCACAAUAACUUCCAAACUUUUCUGCAGGCACUAAUGUUGCUUUUUCGGAGCGCUACUGGAGAAGCCUGGCAUGAAAUCAUGCUUGCGUGCCUCAGCCACCAGCCCUGUGACGAGCACUCGAACCUCAGCAGAAACGAAUGUGGCAGUGACUUCGCUUACUUCUACUUUGUCUCCUUCAUCUUCCUCUGCUCCUUUCUGAUGUUGAACCUAUUU
Protobothrops mucrosquamatus (brown spotted pit viper) is the source of this 258-nucleotide messenger RNA. RefSeq names its product voltage-dependent N-type calcium channel subunit alpha-1B-like. The transcript has 3 exons. The record is from RefSeq and is a predicted model, not a curated record. Gene Ontology annotation, biological process: calcium ion import across plasma membrane; chemical synaptic transmission. Lineage: Eukaryota; Metazoa; Chordata; Lepidosauria; Squamata; Viperidae. Gene Ontology annotation, cellular component: neuronal cell body; membrane; voltage-gated calcium channel complex. The annotation marks the transcript as partial. Gene Ontology annotation, molecular function: high voltage-gated calcium channel activity.